Vitrella brassicaformis is the source of this 2234-nucleotide messenger RNA. NCBI's taxonomy places the organism in Eukaryota, Vitrellaceae. The record is from the annotation of a GenBank genome assembly.
GAGGCAUGCAGUAGCGCGUCUCUUGGUGAACAGCUUCAAUUAAUGACUGAUUGCGCAUGCAAUGAGCAACAAUCCAACACUUUUCAAGGACGGAAGCCAAGAAUCUCUAUUUCUUACAUUCCAAGAACAAAAUGGCACACUGACUGAUUGACGGACGGAGAACAAGGGCCUAGCUAGAGAGCAAAUGACAAUGAAGACGGGACUCACGAACCCAAGAACGUGCGAAGGUGGUUAAGGAAGGAUCAGCUAGCUGUUCAGGUGGAUGAGAGCCGACACGAGGGAGGCCAAAAGCGCCACACUGACAGCAGGGAGACACCUGCACACACCAACACAAGCUGGGUCAGCGCAAGAUCUUCUUCCUCUCUUCGUUUGGAUCUUUCUUGCUUACCUCCCCGCAGCGCCCCUAGCGCCCCUCUGGUUCUGGUCCCGGGGGGCGACGGUCCUGUGUGUCAUGAAUUACCAACCACCGAUGACCACAUGUAUACGAUGUGAGGGAAGAUGGUUUGCAUACAUAUCGACCAUAUACAGCUUACGGGCCGAGCCCUUCGGUAGUACCACCAGGAGGGGCGGAUGUCGAUGGGGAUGUCGAUGGCCUGGUCGAUGGCCUGCACGGCAGGCCACGAGACAGACGUUGCGUUCAUGAUGUAUGUAUGUAUGUGUGUAUGUGUGUAUGGGUGUGUGUCUCACUCACUCCAACAGCCCGCCUUCGGGGCCCCCUGGUUGAAGUCCGAUGUCGCAACCCUCGGGGCGGUCGCACCUGCCACACACAUCGAUCACACAUGUUGCUCCUGAUCUUCUCCUCCCACACAGAAGGUGUUUGUGCGUGUCUCUCGCUGACCCUUGUCCCUCCGUUCCCUCCGUGCCGCCUGCGCCGGUGCCUAGUACACUUGGAGCCGGGGUGAUACCUCCGGUGCCAGGUGCACUUGGUGCCGAUGUGACACCUGAUGGAGCAUCAGUUUGUGAUGGAGGCAAGCUGCAUACACGUCGACACACCAGAGGGUCGGGAGAAUCGAUCAACGAAGAUCUGUAGACGCUCUUUCUGCGCAUGUCUGGCUUACGGUGUGCUUGUGGUGGUGCUGGUAGGCUCUUCUGUGGUCGUCGUACGCUCUGCAGCAUUACACAGCACGAGACAAGGCCGCCAGUCCAUCGCCUUGCACCCCUUCAUUCGUGCCAGCUCACGUUUGAUGAUGACCGAUCCCACGCUGACGGAGAAGUCCCCCGGUGCGCCGCUCGCACAUGCCGCCUCUUUGCAGAAGCACAGCGAGUAAUCUCCCGCAUCUGUCGCCGGCAGUAGUGUGAAAGUGUAGAGCUUGUUUCCCACUGCCAAGUCUCUCUCCUUUGUCCCUUUGGCAGGGGCCGAUCCGCUGGCGAUGUUUCCGUCGUUGGAUGGGGAGCAUGGGGCGUCCACAAGGGCGACGUAGUAGUCGUCUGAGUCGCCAUACAUCUCCAAAGAGAAUUUCGGACAUGGCUCACCAGCGACACACUCGAUGGCCAGGUCAGUCGUAAGCGGCCCUGCAUGCAUUGAGUGUAUCCACAAUCACACACAAGGGACAAACAGGUGCUCGCGGCGCUGGCUGCAUCCUGACCAUAGUUUUCGAGCGUCCCGGCUGGCGUCUCGAAGCUCUGGGGCGACUUGGUGACAGUCUCCUCUGUGCAGGAGGACGCAGAACACCUAACCAUGAACCGACACAUGUACAAAUGAAAUGGCUUGAUGACAAUCGGCCUGUAGAACGCAUACCAACAGAGGUUGUAUCUUCCUGCCGGUAUGGGCUGCUUGAAGGUGUACACUGAUGUGGUUCUCAGUGCGGAACUAGAUGUGCGUGUCCCCUUUGCAUAUGUCGCUCGGAAAUCGUUGCUUGUCAGGUCAGAACUGCAUAUGCACAUUGAUCAGAUGACCCCGUGCCUCCCCGGGCUCCUUGCUGACCAUUCCUUCCCCUCAACAGCAAUGAUGAUAUCCCCGUCUUCCAGCGAGCCCACGUUCAUUGCCGUUAACGCAUACGAGCAAGGCUUCCCUGCCCAGCACGUCAGAGCCUCGAAAGGAUCGAAAGAAGGCUGAGCUCCUGACGAGCAGAACAUAUCAUAUCUGAAUGCCACGGAUAUUGCUUGCGGCAGAGCAGCUCAUUGGGCCGUGAUGAAAGCUGACCUGCGAGUCUGUUGUGGUAGGCGGCCAACAAUAGGGCCCACAAAAGCAGCAAGAGAGGGAAUGGUGACAUCAUUUUCUUGGGAGGGAAGGG